AGUAAGAAGGGGGAGGACUCGUAAGCCGAAGCACGGGCAGCUGGAAGUUGUGAGCACUAGUAGGGGGGCACACAUGCACAGACAGGCGCACACGCAGCGCUAUUCCAGACAAACUUUCCAGUGAAUGCAGAGCGGGAGGCGCCCGGCAGGAGCACAGGGAAGGCGCUGACAUUUAUCACAUUUGGAAAGGCAAGUGGCCAUUUCUGGAGAGGUGGCACCUACACACAUUCAACUGGCACACGAUAUACCGGAGCUUGUGUCAUUGCUAUAGGAUAUGGUAUAUGUGGCUAAGGCUGUGAGUAGCUGCAGAGCUGUGUGAGUGGAGCGGGAGGAGGCAGAGCAAGUAACCGCCGCACAAGCUGUGAGAGACACACACAAGAGCCGCAGGGAUACGGAGUGUCAGCAAACGACUGUCUCUUCACUGCAGGCACCUGCAGUCUAAACCGAAAGGGCUUCAAUUAUCCCCAAGAGCUGCGUCCGACUCUUCCCCCUCAUUCAAGGAGGCAGUUAUCUAUCAGGAAGGUGCGCGGAUUAUUGGGAACCUGCUCAGCUGCGCGUUGUUGAUUGCCGACCCCACGGACAUCUGGAUCUCUUAAGCGGCGUUGCAGCGAUUUCUGGGAGUAUUGGCGGAGUGCGGGGAUGUUGGGAAAGGGACCAUCUGCAGUAUCAAUGCGGCUGAACUGAAGGAAGGGGAGGGGGGAGGCGCCCGGCUCCCAGAGCAACACGCAGAAUCAUUAUCUCCAAGAAUUGCUCCAUUAUAGUGUCUGGAAAUAUGGCGACCACAAGAUGGAUCAGUAUAAUCACCCAGAUUGCAUUUGUAACCACAGUGUCAGCCCUCACCAGGCAAACCACCCAGUCAAAAUUAAACUUUACCAGUUUUUACGCAGAGCAGUCAGACUGGACAUUCAACCAUUUAGUAGUUGAUGUAAGGAGUGGACAUAUUUAUUUAGGCGCAAUUAACAGAAUCUACAAGCUCUCUGAAGAUUUGAAAGUUUUAGUAACUCACCAGACAGGACCAUCUGAGGACAACCCAAAGUGUUACCCUCCAAGCAUAGUACAACCAUGUAAUGAUCAGUUGGUGCUAACUAACAAUAUCAAUAAAAUGCUGCUGAUAGACUACAAAGAAAAUCGGUUAAUUGCAUGUGGGAGCCUUUACCAAGGUAUUUGCAAGCUUCUUAGGCUUGAUGAUCUCUUCAAACUUGGUGAACCUUCUCAUAAGAAAGAGCAUUAUCUUUCUGGAGUAAAUGAGAGUGGCUCUGUUUUUGGAGUCAUUGUUUCGCACAACAAUCUUGAUGACAAGCUCUUUAUUGCCACAUCUGUGGAUGGGAAGCCAGAAUACUUUCCUACUAUCUCUAGCAGGAAGCUAACCAAGGAUUCAGAGGCCGAUGGAAUGUUUGCCUAUGUUUUUCAUGAUGAGUUUGUAGCUUCAAUGAUAAAGAUCCCAUCUGACACUUUCACCAUCAUUCCAGACUUUGACAUCUACUAUAUUUAUGGAUUCAAUAGUGGCAAUUAUGUCUACUUCUUGACUCUUCAGCCCGAGAUGACUUUCCCACCUGGUUCUGCAACAAAGGAGCAAGUAUAUACAUCAAAAUUAGUUCGUCUGUGCAAAGAAGACACUGCUUUUAACUCUUAUGUUGAGGUUCCCAUUGGAUGCGAGAAAAAUGGAGUGGAAUACAGGCUUUUACAAGCUGCUUACUUGUCCAAAGCAGGAUCUAUACUUGCCAAAUCUUUGGGAAUUAAACCUGGGGAUGAUAUUUUAUUUACUAUCUUUUCCAAAGGUCAGAAAAGAAAAUUAAAUUCACUGGAUGAGUCGGCUUUGUGUGUAUUUGUUCUUAAAAAAAUUAACGACCGGAUUAAAGAGAGACUUCAGUCUUGCUACAAGGGAGAAGGCACUUUAGAUCUUGCGUGGCUAAAGGUGAAGGAUAUUCCCUGUGGCAAUGCGCUCAUAACCAUUGCUGAUGAUUUCUGUGGCUUGGACAUGAAUGCACCACUGGGAGUAUCUGAGAUGGUUCGAGGGUUCCCUGUCUUUACAGAAGACCGUGAUAGAAUGACUUCUGUAAUUGCUUAUGUCUAUAAGAAUCACUCACUGGCAUUUGUGGGGACCAAGAGUGGCAAACUGAAAAAGAUACGUGUUGAUGGCCCCAUCAAUGGAGCUUUACAAUAUGAGACUAUCCAGGUGGUGGAAUCUGGUCCCAUUUUAAAGGAAAUGGCUUUUACCAAGAAUGAAGAACAAUUGUUCAUCAUGUCUGACACGCAGCUUACACUGGUGCCAGUUGAAUUGUGUGGGCAAUAUACUACGUGCAGUGAGUGCCUUGGCUCUGGAGAUCCCCACUGUGGAUGGUGUGUUCUUCAUAAUACGUGUACAAGAAAGGAGAGGUGUGAACGUUCUCAUGAACCUAGAAGAUUUGCAUCUGAAAUGAAACAGUGCGUGAGAUUAACUGUCCACCCAAACAACAUCUCUGUCUCACAAUACAAUGUGCUGUUGGUAUUGGAGGCAUACAAUGUACCAGAGCUGUCCGCUGGUGUCAACUGCACGUUUGAAGAACUCUCAGAAAUGGAUGGGCUCGUUGUUGGAAACCAAAUUAGAUGCAUUUCACCAGCUGAGAAAGAAGUUCCCAGGAUAAUCACAGAAAAUGGUGACCAUCACAUUGUUCAACUACAGCUUAAGUCCAAAGAAACUGGAAUGACCUUUGCCAGUACAAAUUUUGUCUUCUACAACUGCAGUGUCCAUAACUCGUGCUUAUCUUGUGUGGAAAGUCCAUACCAGUGUCACUGGUGUAAAUAUCGCCAUGUUUGUACCCAUGAUCCACGAACAUGCUCAUUUCAAGAAGGAAGGGUCAAGAUGCCUCAGGACAAAUUUCAGCAGCAGUUUGAAGUUUUACCCCAUAAGGCCUUUCAUGAUGUCCAGAAGACUGGCUUGUGGAGAAAAAAGGGAUGGGAGAGUCAUGAAUGCCCUCAACUUCUUCAAACAGAAAAAAUCCUUAUCCCUGUGGAUGUUGUCAAACCCAUCACCCUAAAAGCAAAGAACUUGCCACAGCCACAGUCUGGUCAGAAAGGAUAUGAGUGUGUCCUGAAUAUUCAAGGAAAUGAGCAGAGGGUCCCCGCUCUUCGAUUCAACAGUUCCAGCGUUCAGUGUCAGAACACAUCAUACGCCUAUGAAGGUAUGGAGAUUGACAGCCUCCCUGUAGAACUAACUGUGGUCUGGAAUGGGGAUUUUAGCAUCGACAACCCAGCUCUCAACAAAGUUCACCUAUACAAAUGUGGAGCCAAGCGGCCAAGUUGCGGCCUGUGUUUGAAGGCUAAUACAGACUUUCAGUGCGGUUGGUGUGUCGCAGAAGGCAAAUGUACCCUCAAACAGCACUGCUUGCCAUCAGAAAGCCAAUGGCUAGAGCUAUCAGGGACGUAUGGAAAGUGUGCAAAUCCAAGAAUAACACAAAUCACACCAGUAACUGGCCCACGGGAGGGAGGAACAAAAGUAACUAUUCGGGGAGAAAACCUGGGUUUGGAAUUUUGGGAAAUUGAAAAUGAUGUCAAAGUAGCAGAAGUGAAAUGUACUCCUUUGAUUGAGGAGUAUAUUCCAGCUGAACAAAUAGUGUGUGAAAUAGGGGAUGCCAAGCCCAGCCAGCAUGCAGGAUUUGUGGAUGUUUGUGUGGGAAACUGCAGACCUCGUUUUAUGGCAAGAUCCUCCUUACUUUACUACUUUGUGACAUUAGCUCUGUCACGACUAGAGCCUUCCCAGGGACCAGUAUCAGGAGGGACACAGGUCACUAUAACUGGAACAAAUCUGAGUGCAGGUAGCAGUGUAAAAGUUAUGUUUGGAGGAGAGCCAUGCAUUUUUGACAGGAAAACAGCAACAGAGAUCUUUUGCAAUACUACAGCUUCUAUGAAUCUGGGAAAGGUAAAAGUUACAGUACAGGUCGACAAAGCGAAGAUUGCUCAAGAACUGCAGUUUGAGUAUGUGGAGGAUCCCAAAAUUCUCAAAAUGGAACCAGAGUGGAGCAUUGUCAGUGGAAACACUCCUAUAUCCGUGUGGGGUACAAAUCUGGACAUUAUCAGGAAUCCCCGCAUAAGGGCCAAAUUAGGUGGAAAAGAACAUAUAAAUAAUUGCACUGUGCUAAACUCAACGGAAAUGACCUGUCAAGCACCUGCUUUGGCUGUUAACUCUAACCACCAAAAUGAAUUUAUUGAGCGUCCUGAAGAAUUUGGUUUUAUAUUGGAUAAUGUCCAAGCCUUGCUUAUUUUGAACAAAACUAAUUUUACAUAUUACCCUGACCCAGUGUUUGAAUCUUUUACUCCAUCCGGAAUAUUGGAACUGAAACCAGGAACACCUAUAAUUUUAAAGGGAAGAAACCUUAUGCCACCAGUUGCAGGAGGGAAUAUGAAACUUCAGUACUCUGUGUUCAUUGGGGACAAGCCCUGCACAGUAACUGUUUCAGAUGUUCAACUUCUUUGUGAGUCUCCAAACCUCACUGGACGUCACAAAGUCAUGGCUAGAGUGGGAGGAAUGGAGUUUUCACCUGGAAUGGUCUAUAUAACCCCUGACAGCCCGUUAAGCUUGCCAGCUAUUGUCAGUAUUGCAGCCGCUGGAGGUUUACUUAUAAUCUUCAUUGUGGCAGUUCUCAUUGCUUACAAAAGGAAGUCACGAGAAAGCGAUUUGACAUUAAAGCGACUGCAGAUGCAGAUGGAUAACUUAGAAUCAAGGGUGGCCUUGGAAUGUAAAGAAGCAUUUGCUGAACUUCAGACGGACAUUCAUGAACUAACCAGUGACUUAGAUGGAGCUGGGAUUCCUUUCUUGGACUAUAGAACAUAUACCAUGAGAGUUCUCUUCCCGGGUAUUGAGGAUCACCCUGUCUUGAGGGAUCUAGAGGUUCCUGGUUACAGACAGGAGCGUGUUGAGAAGGGUCUCAAGCUAUUUGCACAGUUGAUCAACAACAAGGUGUUUCUGCUCUCCUUCAUCCGAACACUGGAAUUUCAGCGCAGUUUCUCCAUGCGUGACAGAGGCAAUGUGGCUUCCCUCAUCAUGACAGUACUACAGAGCAAAUUAGAAUAUUCUACAGAUGUACUGAAGCAGCUCCUCUCAGAUCUUAUUGACAAGAACUUGGAAAGCAAGAACCAUCCCAAGCUACUUUUGAGAAGAACGGAAUCUGUAGCAGAGAAGAUGCUGACCAACUGGUUUACAUUCCUGCUUUAUAAGUUCCUCAAGGAAUGUGCAGGGGAACCCCUCUUCUCCCUCUUCUGUGCUAUCAAGCAGCAAAUGGAAAAAGGUCCCAUUGAUUCAAUUACUGGGGAAGCACGUUAUUCACUUAGUGAAGAUAAACUUAUUAGGCAGCAGAUUGACUACAAGACAUUGGUUCUCAACUGCGUCAACCCUGACAAUGUGAAUAGUCCUAUGAUCCCUGUAAAGAUCUUAAACUGUGACACAAUUACUCAAGUGAAAGAAAAGAUCCUGGACGCCAUCUUCAAAAACUUGCCUUGCUCUCUCCGUCCAAAGGCCGCAGACAUGGAUUUAGAGUGGCGACAAACAAACGGAGCUCGAAUGAUUCUCCAGGAUGAAGAUACAACAACUAAGAUUGAGAAUGACUGGAAGAGGCUAAAUGUCAUUGCACACUAUCAGGUACUAGAUGGCUCGGUUGUAGCAUUGGUUUCUAAGCAAGUCACAGCAUAUAAUGCAGCCAAUAACUCCACUGUAUCUAGGACAUCAGCAAGUAGAUAUGAGAACAUGAUCAAGUACACUGGAAGCCCAGACAGUCUUCGUUCUCGAACUCCAAUGAUAACUCCAGAUCUAGAGAGUGGAGUAAAGGUUUGGCAUCUAGUGAAAAAUCAUGAACAUGGAGACCAAAAGGAAGGCGACAGGGGAAGCAAAAUGGUGUCAGAGAUCUACUUAACAAGGCUCCUAGCUACAAAGGGAACAUUACAGAAAUUUGUGGAUGACCUGUUUGAAACAAUAUUUAGCACAGCACAUCGUGGAAGUGCUCUUCCUCUUGCAAUCAAGUAUAUGUUUGACUUCCUAGAUGAACAAGCAGACAAGCAUAGUAUUCAUGACCCUCAUGUGAGGCACACUUGGAAAAGUAAUUGCUUACCACUGAGAUUUUGGGUGAAUGUCAUAAAAAAUCCCCAGUUUGUCUUUGACAUACAUAAAAAUAGUAUUACAGAUGCCUGUCUUUCUGUGGUAGCACAAACUUUCAUGGACUCAUGCUCAACCUCAGAACACCGUUUAGGGAAAGACUCCCCUUCCAACAAACUUCUGUAUGCCAAGGACAUUCCCAGUUAUAAGAACUGGGUAGAAAGGUACUAUUCUGAUAUUGCCAAAAUGCCAUCUAUAAGUGACCAAGAUAUGAAUGCUUAUUUGGCCGAGCAGUCCCGUAUGCACAUGAAUGAAUUCAACACCAUGAGUGCACUCUCAGAGAUAUAUUCAUAUGUCGGAAAAUACAGCGAAGAGAUUUUGACAGCACUUGAUCAAGAUGACCAAGCUGGGAAGCAAAAACUUGCCUACAAACUAGAACAAGUUAUUGCCCUGAUGAGUAUAGACAGCUGAAAACUAUCUUUCCAGGUUGCCCUGGGAGAGAUAAACCAAGCCGUGCCUCAGUCAAGAUCGUCAUCUUUACCAAGUGCAAGUUUUGAUUAUCUGGAUGCAGAGCCUCCAUCUGCUUCCUCUUCUUCCUUCUAUGAACCUCAUGGAUUCAACAAUAAAUCCUUUGGCUUAAAGGAGGAUAUUCAGUUGGACUGCCUUUGGGAAACAAAGACUUUCUAAGACUACUGCUCUCAGAGAAAUGAUCACAUCAGUAUGGGAAAAUAGUAGGUCUUAUCUGCUGUGCUGCUUUUAGCCUCCUCUUUACCAUAAACUGGUAGGGGUGGAAUAUGAACCCAGUAUUAUUGUAUUGUAACAUUCAAAUUAAAAAUGGAUACCUUCUUUGGCAGAACAAGGCAUCUUUGAUAACCAAAUUAUUUCAAAAUCUCUCUUCAUGAAACAAUGGAUUAUCGUUUAGCAUGAAUAUAAGACCGUGUAAAAUCUUUCUUAAAUCUCUCAGAGGCAGUUAGGAGUAAGAGGUUACAUUUUUUUGUAUUGUUGUAUUUUUUCCAUGUCUUUGUUUUUAAUUAUUUUAGUAAUUAUCAGCAAAAUAGGUUAAAAUGUGUCUUAUGGCAAAAGUGAUGCACAUUAUAAAAUAAAAGGAACUAAUAGUUUUAAAGGUUGCCAUCUGAGAAGAUCUGCUAAUGGAUACCUGGGAGAAUAUUAGCAUCUUAUUUAAGGAACCUUCAGUGUUCUUCAGGGUUGAUCACAGAACAAAUAGAACAUUGUUAUAGAAGCAUUAUAUAUGCUGUAGUGGAAACCCAAGUUCAAAGCCAAGAAAGUCUUUCCUGUCCUGGUGGAUGUUCCAAAGUGGAAAGUUACACCAUUAAACCAAAACUCCUAUGCCACAACAUAUGAGAGCUUGGGAAAUUAUAACAAGUUACAUCAAUGGUUCACCUUAAUGUCGGAUAAAAGCAGUGGCCUGUGACUAAAUUUGUGGCAUGUCAUUGGAUAACUUUGUUUUUUGAGCAUUUUGGUUCUAUGAAGUACACAAAUUGGACAAGUAAAUGAAUGAUUAAAGCUUAAAUUUGCGAAUAACUAGUGUCUGCAUAAACCCCAUAAGUUUUCAAAUAUCCAAAAGACAGCAGUUCUCAAGGUUUUGGAGUAAAAUCGGACACUUGCAUUUUGUAGUCGACGCAUGGAAAAGGAGCACAACAGAAGAGCAAAAAAGAAAAAAACAGCACAAUUUUUAUUUGGAUAUCCAGAUGGAAGGAUAUAUCCUGGCACCUGCUUAAAAAUACUAACAAUAAGAGCUGACUUUUUGGGAAAAACUGCCACAAGACUUUAAAAACAAGCAUAAUACUUUUUAAGGUAGCAUUUUAACCACAUAAUUUUCUUUCUAAAUGUGCAAAACCAACAUUGCAGUAUUUUAAUGACAAACAUGUUAACUCCAUGUGUUAAUGAAACAAAUGCAAAGCAUACAUUUCUCAAGAACACGCAAAUGAUGUGCUGCAAGUUUUAAAUACAUUUAAAAUGUAUUAAAUGUCAUUGGCAACUAGAAGAAGAAAAAAAAUCUAAAAGCAACGUUAUCUUGUUCAAUCACCAUUGAAACUGGAAUAUGAACACAUGGGAAAUCUUUACAAAACAGCAAAUGCUUUGUGUUUUUGUUAAAAGCAACGAAGCCCCAUAUGCACCUUAUUUGAAUGUAUCAUUAAUUGAAAUAAGCAAAUUGUUUUGGAACUCUUUGGAAUGAUUAACAACUGAGUAUGGAAGCAGGGGGAGAGAUAAAAUAAUGAGAAAAAUCAAAGAAUUGUAGGCACAACCAAAGUUCAUGGCAACACUGCAGUGCCCUAGUAUAAAUGCUUUUUUAUUCAUACCUGGGUAAAUGUCACUAGGAUCAUAGGCAGCCCAUAGUGCUAUAUGGUCAAUAUUAAUUUUGUGGUUGUAUGGUAAAUUUUUACCAAAACAAAAUGUGAUGACCUCACAAUUCUAACAAAAGUAAAAGGUUGUAUAGGAAGUAUAAUUUCUAUGUGAACCAUUGUGAGCUUUUAAGCUGGUCAUCUGACUCCCUUUAAAAUAAUUUGUUUUGUAACUCUGAGCUCUUUGUCUUGAAAUCUGCCAGAGUUGUGCUGUGAAUUUGUAGGAUCUUUGCCCAAAAGUUCCAAUUAUAACAUGGCUUUCAGAUGAUUUUUUUAUUGAAAAUAACGCAUGUUAAUAAUAUUAGAUCUGAGCAAACACUAAAGCCUUGCUGACGUGGAUGUGUUCCCUCCCCAUUUCUAUUUCUUUUUCUUUUCCCCUUUUCUUUUCUUUUUUGUAUGUUCUUAUUUAGCUUUUUUGUCUGCCUGAAUGCAUAAAUCUGAGUGGGUUGUCAUGUGAUUAUAAUCUAUGUUAAGGUGGAAUCUUUAUCAAUGACUUUAAUAGAACAUGUUAAAAAACUCACUAUACAUUGCAAAUACUCAGUUUUCCAUGUAAAAAAACCCAGUAACCAAUUGCCUUUAAUGAUACAGUUACAACUAAAGGCCACUAAGGUCUGCAAAGGUGGAGGUCCUUAUUUUAAGCUGCGAUUAAAAAAAAUAGUUUGACUUAUUUUCCCUCUUGUGGACCAUUGAAACCUGCUGUACAGAAAAUAUUGUAUGAAUAAUUAUUUACAAUGUGGAAAAAUAUUUAUUCAUGUAUAUUUAUGAUUCUAAAAGUAAUCUUUCUUUUGUGAUAUAUAUUACUGCCCAUUGUAUUAAAAAAGGAAUAUAACUUUAAAAUGUAAUGAGGGCAGUUUAUCCAGCUGCCUUUAUAAUAUUUCUUGAUUAUUAAAGGAAUCUAAUUUAUAUGAAUAUUUAAGUCAAAUAUAACAGACAGGAAGACACCCCCCCCCCCCUAAAUUUAGCUUACAGAAGAGAAUAACCUGCCCAAGAAGAUAUUUUACUUAAUGCAAUUUAAAUACUUGUUAUAAGGUUGAAGAGUUUGUACUUAUAAGGUACAGAGCAUGAUAGGGCUGAUAUUAGCAAAAGGGUGUAAUUCAUCUUGUAAAUGUGUUUCAUAUUAGCUGCAGAUGAUGUUCUGGCAACUGUUUAGAGGUGAAGAAAUGACUUAAUUUAUAUUAUCUAAAACCAAAAAGGGAAGAAAUUUUGUUGCAUUAUACAAUAAUUGAAUACUUACUAAUGCUGGUGUUUAAGUAAUACCACUCACUUUUUAAAAAAAAAAAAUAGAAAGCUUGUCUUCUUCAUUUUAAAGUAGAACCAGUGUUUCCCAAGUACAUAAAUGAAAGCCUCAUUUCUCAUGUGCAAAUACAGUCACAGUACCAGUGAUACACUCUGUAUGAGUGAGUGUCCCUCUAGAGCAGUGAUCCCCAACCAGUGUCAUGAGCGACAACUUGAUCUCCAACCGCUUGGCCUCUUUUUUAAAUCUUUGCUUAAAGGCAAGCUUUAAGGGUAUAAAAACCAGGUGUACUGCCAAACAGAGUGUCCUGUAGGCUGCAAGUCCACACAGGGUCUACCAAUAGCUAAUCACACCCAAUAUUUGGCACCCCCAGGAACUUUUAGCAUGCUUGGGUUGCUCUUUUUUACAUUUAAAUGUGACUCAUGGGUAAAAAACAAUUGGGGGCCCAUUUAGAGCAAAGGCCCACUGUGUGUGUGUGGGGGGGGGGGGUUGGGUGCUUGAACCAGUGAUUCUCAGGAGGUAGUUACCUAGAAAUACAGUCCAUUUCUAGACAACUAUUUCUGCCAACACUGCCACAAGACCUUACAUGAGAUUCAAAUACAAAUAAGUGCUGUCAACAGCAGUGAUCAAAGCAAUUAAAUUGUCCCAUGUGCGAGCUUAGUUGCAUUGAUGCCUUUGAAAGACAACAGCAAAUCAGACAGCUAGGACUAAGAAUGACUCUUCCAGUUUAUUAAAUGUGUCUGACAUUAUUGUUUAACAAUUUGCUGUGCACAUUUCCGCUACAUGUAUAUUAUUAUGGGAUAAUUUAGUGUGUACAGUGCAAUGUGCAAUUCAGUUCUUGAGCUUUGCACCCUGCCCUAAGAAACAUUUCCCCAUGAAUACAGCACUGCUUGUUUCCUGGCACCUACUGGCACUGUCAUUUCCACUUUGUGCCCAAUUUUUUCAUUCAAUGUCAAGUGCAGUGGAAAGCCAAACCCCUGGCCCUAAGUGCUUUUUAAAGAGCAUAAUUUUAUGCUUUAGUGCUCUUGCACUUAGGUCAUUAAUACAUUAUGUAACUAAAAUUGUAGGGAGCCCUGGCUUGCACAUAGUAGCUUUUUCUCAAAACUACUACCAGUUGCAUAACUAGAUAUUGCUGGGCCCCUCAGCAGAUUAUUUUUCAGGCCCCCAGGUUGACCAGUUUUACCAAUAUUUAUUUAGAUUGUAUAUGAAUUAGGACCUUAUGAGGUCCCUAUACCUCCUGGGCCCCCCUGCAGCAGCGAUUCUGCUUCCUCUGUAGUUACGCCCCUAACUGCUACAAAGCUUUUUGAAGGCAUAAUCAACAAAUCUGUGCCACGUUUUUAAACACUUUCAAACAUGGCUUAGUUAUAUAAGAAAUAUUAUUUAUUGGUCUUCAAGUGUCUUCCAGCAUAAAUAGUUUCUAAAAGAUAAGCACUUUGUAAGAAAGGGUACACAAAGUCAAAUUAUUCAUGAGGGAAUAGGAGCACUGAAUUUCAUUGUAUGUAAAACAAAUGUUUUGCUUCAAAGAUUUUAUCCUUAUGUCUUCCUGUCAUAUUAGCAUAAUUCAUCUGGCACCCAUAUCACAUUAAAUUCUUACAAAAUGACCUGUUGCAUAUUCUCUCUUCAAAGUGAAUAUGUAAUCAGUCAUUGGUCAUCUUGAUCUCUUGUAUUGCUGCAGCUGCAAAUGACUUUGGUCAAGUCAGAAUCAAUUUCCUUACAGGAUGGUAGAAAUUCUCUACCAUAAAUGCAACACACACAAAGAAAGUGCUGAUGCUGUUGAAUCUUAAUAGUUUUUGAUAAAGCUUCCACCUAAAAAAUUCAUAUCCGUAGAGUCCAGUGUUACUGCGAGCCUCAAAGAGAUAAAAAUGCAUAUUAGAAUGGAGGUUUUUAUUAUCUUAGUAAAAGUUUAAAAGAUAUACUAUUUAAAUUGGAAGAGAGUUGUAACUUGGUAAAGGCAAGCUUCUGUAAUUUUGUUAAAAUUAAUUGUAUACCUGUGUAUGUAAAUAUAAUGCAUUCCUAUUUUGCAGUCCAAAACAAAA
This is a messenger RNA of Xenopus laevis (African clawed frog), 11697 nucleotides long. RefSeq names its product plexin-A4 (gene plxna4.S). Lineage: Eukaryota; Metazoa; Chordata; Amphibia; Anura; Pipidae. The record is from RefSeq and is a predicted model, not a curated record. Gene Ontology annotation, cellular component: semaphorin receptor complex; membrane; plasma membrane. Bases 773 to 6535 code for a protein of 1920 amino acids. Gene Ontology annotation, molecular function: semaphorin receptor activity; signaling receptor activity. Gene Ontology annotation, biological process: semaphorin-plexin signaling pathway; cell surface receptor signaling pathway; regulation of chemotaxis. The transcript is spliced from 33 exons.